AUGGCAGGUAUCGCUGGAUACACAGAGGCUCAGCUCGUGGUGCUUGGAUUAAGUGUUGUGGUAGUGGCCGUAGCUCUGCUCUCGUACUUCGUGGUGGCACCAGAGUACCAAAAGCACCUGGAAAAACAGUACGCAGCACUGGCGCACGCGUCCUCGAAGCGGCAGCUAGAUGAUCAACAGGCGCUGCUCGCGCGAAUGCAAUUGCGCAAGCACAAGUCACUCGGUGCCUGGGACAUUGAGUCGGGCUCAAGCGACGACGAUGGACGACAUCGCUGCAGCUUGCAGCGGCGACACUCGCAUAUGCGACCCGCUCCUGCCAGUAUCUCUUCACCAAGGGACAUGGUCACCAUGGCGGCUCAACUUGCACGAAAAGAACGCAAUGCACGUCGCCGCAAAAGCGAGAGUGAUGCGCUCAAACAAGCUACCGUGCAGCGAGCAGACAUGCUACGGCGUCGAGUGCUGCUGCGGAAGCUGGAGGAGGAAAUUGCUGGUACAGUGAAGGCGAAUAAAGAAGCUCAGGCAGCUGCAACAUCGAAUUCUAGGAUGGCAAACACGGCGAGUUACACACUGGAUCUGAGCAAUGAUCGACUCAAGAUGCUACAGGAACAUCCAGCGGACUGCGUCAAGGAGUUCACGAUUCUUGCUCGAGCACAGUCACUGACCGUCACCUUACCUAUUGUCGACAAUGCGGCAAUGGCCAAAAGCAUUACCGAGACCGCACCAGAACCUCACGAAGUAAAGCAGGCACUGAAGCAUGAUGGCCUCAAUCGUCUACGUGCGUUUGAAGCAUCUCGCGACAAAGACGUCCGAGCGCUGUCCAUCUCCAUCAUUGAAAAGGCUGUGCCUGCUAUUUGGCAUUAA
Molecule: messenger RNA, 861 nt
Organism: Peronospora belbahrii
Lineage: Eukaryota; Oomycota; Peronosporomycetes; Peronosporales; Peronosporaceae
Source: the annotation of a GenBank genome assembly